Pan troglodytes (chimpanzee) is the source of this 8180-nucleotide messenger RNA. Lineage: Eukaryota; Metazoa; Chordata; Mammalia; Primates; Hominidae. The record is from RefSeq and is a predicted model, not a curated record.
GUCUGUGGUGGCCGCGGCGGCGAGAGCGACGGUCCCAUCUUUCCCACCCUCUCGGUUGCCGCUGGCCACACGCCCUCCGCUGGCGGCGACUUCUCAGCUCCGUGCGCCCGGGCUGGACAGUGAGCCUCGAGAGGAGACGCGGGCGGCUAGAGCCGGAGUGGGGCGAGCCGCGGAACCCGGCCGGGAGCCGCGCGAGGCGAUUGCCAUCACGAAAGCCAAAGUGGAUUUCUCCAGUGUGGUGUGCCUGCCCCCUUCCGUCAUUGCUGUGAAUGGGCUGGACGGAGGAGGGGCCGGCGAAAAUGAUGAUGAACCAGUGCUCGUGUCCCUAUCUGCGGCACCCAGUCCCCAGAGUGAAGCUGUUGCCAAUGAACUGCAGGAGCUCUCCUUGCAGCCCGAGCUGACCCUAGGCCUCCACCCUGGCAGGAAUCCCAAUUUGCCUCCACUUAGUGAGCGGAAGAAUGUGCUACAGUUGAAACUCCAGCAGCGCCGGACCCGGGAAGAACUGGUGAGCCAAGGGAUCAUGCCGCCUUUGAAAAGUCCAGCCGCAUUUCAUGAGCAGAGAAGGAGCUUGGAGCGGGCCAGGGAUAUGGAAUGAUCACCCGAUCCUCCUUCCCUGAAUUUUGGAGUGCUUUGGAGACCACUGGUAUUUCCCCAUCUUUAAUUCCACUUAACCUUUUGUAGAUGUUGGGACACAAACAUUAGCCAAUGGAAAAGCUUCCCAAGUCCGGGGUUACACUGGCCACACCUCACAGGGUGGGCAUUCCAAGGGGCAGGAAACCUUCUUGGUCUCCAUCUGCCCAGAGUAGGUGGUAUCCACUUGACUCUUGUGGAAAGCAGAAACUGGCCCACACUCCAAGCCCAAGUUUUCUGCCGCAGCACCUUACUUGCGUCCCCAUCCCAACUCUGUUUCAGUUCCCCAGGGGCCCCUGAGGAAUAUUCUGCUGCCCAGUGUGGGUAGAGAUGGGGAAGUCACCAGAACUUGCUUCCCCCUCACACUCCCUUUACUUUUUCCUUUCACAUAAAAUCAUGGGAAGAUAAUCCCCCUAGACAGAUCAUAGGCUGCAUCUCCUUAAGACCCACGGCUAUUUUAUUUUACUUUAUUUUUUGAGACUGAGUCUCACUCUCAGUCUGGAGUGCAGUGGCGUGAUCUCAGUUCACCGCAGCCUCCGCCUACCAGAUUCAAGCGAUUCUCCUGCCUCAGCCUCCCAAGUAACUGGAACUACAGGCUCCCACCACCACGCCUGGGUAAUUUUUGUAUUUUUAGUAGAGAUGGGGUUUCACCAUGUUGGCCAGCCUGGUCUCAAACUCUUGGCCUCAAGUGAUCUGCCUGCCUUGCCCUCCCAAAGUCCUGGGAUUACAGGCAUGAGCCACCACACCCAGCCUCACAGCUAUUUUAGAGUCUCAGAAAUAUUUACCUCCAAGACUUUUUUUUUUUUUUUUUUAAACUUUCUUUCAUUCCCCUCUCCCCAGAAAAUCAUGAUUAAUUCUUAGAGUAAGUGGGAAGAAUGAGGUCAUGGGUCCUGGGAACCAAAGGAGUAACAAGCAGCAGUGGUUUAGUUUGCUGAGAGCACUGGAGAGUACAGUGUUGGGGGAAAGGAUGGCGUUGCCUGUGCGCCUAUUCGGUCAGAAGACUGGGCACCAUUUACUUGACUGCUUCUCAAAUAGGCAGGGACCAGUAGCGCUGAUUAGAAGAGUCUGUUUUAUUGAGCACCUUUAUGUAAGAGGUUGUAUCUGUUUCUUUUUUAUCCUCACAUCAACUCUUAUGAAUUAGGUGGUAUUAUCCUCAUUUUAUAGAUGCAGCUAAGAGAAGUUAACUCACUUGUCCAGCCAAUAAGUGGCAAAGCUGGGAGUCAAACCUUUGUCUGUGGAUUCUAGAUUUUUUUUGAGCAAAAUGAUUUUAUUUCCUAACACAUGGUAACCAUAACGUUCAAUUUGCUUACCAUGCACAUCUGUUCACAAAUGACUUCCACAUUACAAUAACUACUUCCAUAUUUACACAUGUACUAAAAAUUAUCUUAGUUGAGAUAUGAAACAUGAAUAUAUUGGAUUGGUUAUAGCAGAAUUUGCUUUACUUAAUUCUAAAAGCUUAAAGCUUUGAAAAGCUGCUACUUUUGCAUCUCAUACUUCCAGAUGAAUAAGACACAGCAAUAUCAGCUCGUAUUCAAGAGAAGUUUCAUUUCUUUUUCUGGUGUUGGAACCAGCUGCCCACAUCUGUGCGUGCUACAUAAGGCAGCUAUACAUGGUGGUGGGAAAGCAUCCACAAUGGCUUCAGCUAUGUCAGGAUCACACUUGAGGGGCUCUGAGAUGCUGUUGUAUUUACACAACUGAUUGCUUUGUUUUUCUUUUUUUGUAAUUUUAGAGGUGGGAUUUUGCUAUGUUGCCCAGGCUGAAUUCCAACUCUUGGGCUUAAGCAAUCCUUCUGCCUUUGACCUCCUGAAUAGCUGGGAUGUGUAGGCAUCUACCACUGUACCUUGUCAAACUGAUUUUGUUCCUUCAGUUUUCUUCGACACAAAUGUGCUUCAGUGGUCAUGAAUGCCUUUAAUGAUAUCAGUUGCAAAAUCCGUAUCUUUAAAUUUGGCCCUGAAAGUUCUCUGGUUUUCCAUCAGAGACCUUAUACCCUCUAAACCAUUCCAGAGUAGCCUCUAGGUAGUCAGGUUUCAGCCAUUUGACAUAAUUAAUAUGUUUACUAUUUGUCACAAAGGAUACAACUCAGGAACAGCCAGGUGGAAGAGAUAUGUAGGUAUGUGGGAAGGGACGAGGAGCUUUUGUGCUCUCUCCAGGUGAGUGUGUCACCCUCCUAGCACCUCCAUGCCUUUAACAAACCAGAAGCUCCUCCAUAUAUUUUCUUAAUCAGUACUAUAUUCUACCUCAGUCAUGGCCACUGGUCAGAGCUUCAGAUGGCUUAGAGAAUAAGUCUUCCAGUGUCAUCUGUGAAGACUUGCGGCACCUGCUCUACCAAUCUCUGCUGCAGCUGAGGCAGUACUUCUGCCCACUGCACGUGGGGUGAUAGAGCCAGAGCCCACAGUCACUUUAAACCAUCUCCUGGAUUGCUCAGCCUCCCCUGGGCUGGCACAGAGCUGCCCAGCCAGAACAACAAGGCAGCAGAUGGCUAGGUGAGGACAAGUCUUUUUUUUUUUUCUUUUUCUUCAUUUUUUUCCAGUCUUUACCUUUACUAUAUAUAAUGUCCUCCGAGGCUUCAUUGCCUAGUGUCCUUUGGCUUGUCUUAUCCUGUGCUGGUCUUGAUCCACUAAUGUUCUGUGGUUUGAAAAUGUUGGUGCAGAGGUUAAGAGCACAGACUCUAUAGAGUCAGGUCCAGGGGAAUAUAUAUAUUAUAAUUAGCCCCGUUUGGUGGGAUGGCUCUGUGACUGUUGAGGGACUGGUUUAGUUUGCCCAGAGUCUCAUAAAUGCAGAAAUUAGGACAUUGGACUUUGAGGAACUAGAGCUUUGCUACCAUGUGUCAAAAUUAGUAUUCCAUUUGGCAGCCAUUCAAAAUGAAUGGAAAAUGCCCAUGAGAUCAUGCAGUGUUACAGUUUUUUGGGGGUUUUUUUGGCUUUUGGUUUUUUUUUGUUUUUUGAGACGGAGUUUCGCUCUUGUUGCCCAGGCUGGAGUGCAGUGGCGCAGUCUUGGCUCACUGCAGCCUCCACCUCACGAGUUCAAGUGAUUCUCCUGCUUCAGCCUCCCAAGUAGCUGGGAUUACAGGCGCCAGCCACCACAUCUGGCUAAUUUUUGUAUUUUUAGUAGAGACAGGGUUUCACCACAUUGGCCAGGCUGGUCUCAAACUCCUGACCUCAGGUGAUCCACCCACCUUGGCCUCCCAAAGUGCUGGGAUUACAGGCUUGAGCCACCGUGCCUGGCCCAAUGUUACAUUUCUUAAAGCAGGAUAUAAAAUCAUAUUCAGUGUGAUUACAGCGCUGCAAAGUUAAGCCUAUUUUCUGCAUGGAAGAAUAACUAGAAACAGAUAUCCCAGAAUACUAAGAGUGGCUGAUUAAAGUUUAUUUUAUUUUAUUUUUCUUUCUAGUUUUCUAAAUGUUCUUUGCUGGACAUAUAUUACUUUUAUGGUAGUAGAAGUAAUAGUUUUUUAAUAGAUAUAUUGUCAGUCCAGCCUCAGAGACACAGAUGGUCUUGAAGGAUGGUGCCCUUCCUUGGCAGGUGCAGUUGGAUUUUGGUGUGCUCUCCCCAGGCCUCCUCUUGCCUCUGAACCCUGCAGUCACCAAGUUAAGGUUGUGGGAACUGCAGAGGUGGUCAGCAGCUACCACGGCCAAGGCUGCUGUUGUGAUCCUGUCCAUGCCAUAAGCCUGUGACCUGGAUUUGAGAGUUUCUUGGUGUGUUUUUUCUGUAGACAGAGGACUAUCUCAAACGGAAGAUUCGUUCCCGGCCGGAGAGAUCGGAGCUGGUCAGGAUGCACAUUUUGGAAGAGACCUCGGCUGAGCCAUCCCUCCAGGCCAAGCAGCUGAAGCUGAAGAGAGCCAGACUAGCCGAUGACCUCAAUGAGAAGAUUGCACAGAGGCCUGGCCCCAUGGAACUGGUGGAGAAGAACAUCCUUCCUGUUGAGUCCAGCCUGAAGGAAGCCAUCAUUGUGGGCCAGGUGAACUAUCCCAAAGUAGCAGACAGCUCUUCCUUCGAUGAGGACAGCAGCGAUGCCUUAUCCCCCGAGCAGCCUGCCAGCCAUGAGUCCCAGGGUUCUGUGCCGUCACCCCUGGAGGCCCGAGUCAGCGAACCACUGCCCAGUGCCACCUCUGCAUCCCCCACCCAGGUUGUGUCUCAACUUCCGACGGGCCGGGAUUCCAGAGAAAUGCUUUUCCUGGCAGAGCAGCCUCCUCUGCCUCCCCCACCUCUGCUGCCUCCCAGCCUCACCAAUGGAACCACUGUCCCCACUGCCAAGUCCACCCCCACACUCAUUAAGCAAAGCCAACCCAAGUCUGCCAGUGAGAAGUCACAGCGCAGCAAGAAGGCCAAGGAGCUGAAGCCAAAGGUGAAGAAGCUCAAGUACCACCAGUACAUCCCCCCGGACCAGAAGCAGGACAGGGGGGCACCCCCCAUGGACUCAUCCUACGCCAAGAUCCUGCAGCAGCAGCAGCUCUUCCUCCAGCUGCAGAUCCUCAACCAGCAGCAGCAGCAGCACCACAACUACCAGGCCAUCCUGCCUGCCCCGCCAAAGUCAGCAGGCGAGGCCCUGGGAAGCAGCGGGACCCCCCCAGUACGCAGCCUCUCCACUACCAAUAGCAGCUCCAGCUCGGGCGCCCCUGGGCCCUGUGGGCUGGCACGUCAGAACAGCACCUCACUGACUGGCAAGCCGGGAGCCCUGCCGGCCAACCUGGACGACAUGAAGGUGGCUGAGCUGAAGCAGGAGCUGAAGUUGCGAUCACUGCCUGUCUCAGGCACCAAAACUGAGCUGAUUGAGCGCCUUCGAGCCUAUCAAGACCAAAUCAGCCCUGUCCCAGGAGCCCCCAAGGCCCCUGCCACCACCUCUAUCCUGCACAAGGCUGGCGAGGUGGUGGUAGCCUUCCCAGCGGCCCGGCUGAGCACGGGGCCAGCCCUGGUGGCAGCAGGCCUGGCUCCAACUGAGGUGGUGGUGGCCACGGUGACCAGCAAUGGAGUGGUGAAGUUUGGCAGCACGGGCUCCACACCCCCCGUGUCUCCCACCCCCUCAGAGCGCUCACUGCUCAGCACGGGCGAUGAAAACUCCACCCCCGGGGACACCUUUGGUGAGAUGGUGACGUCACCUCUGACGCAGCUGACCCUGCAGGCCUCGCCACUGCAGAUCCUCGUGAAGGAGGAGGGCCCCCGGGCCGGGUCCUGUUGCCUGAGCCCUGGGGGGCGGGCGGAGCUAGAGGGGCGCGACAAGGACCAGAUGCUGCAGGAGAAAGACAAGCAGAUCGAGGCGCUGACGCGCAUGCUCCGGCAGAAGCAGCAGCUGGUGGAGCGGCUCAAGCUGCAGCUGGAGCAGGAGAAGCGAGCCCAGCAGCCCGCCCCCGCCCCCCUCGGCACCCCCGUGAAGCAGGAGAACAGCUUCUCCAGCUGCCAGCUGAGCCGACAGCCCCUGGGCCCCGCUCACCCAUUCAACCCCAGCCUGGCGGCCCCAGCCACCAACCACAUAGACCCUUGUGCUGUGGCCCCGGGGCCCCCGUCCGUGGUGGUGAAGCAGGAAGCCUUGCAGCCUGAGCCCGAGCCGGUCCCCGCCCCGCAGUUGCUUCUGGGGCCUCAGGGCCCCGGCCUCAUCAAGGGGGUUGCACCUCCCACCCUCAUCACUGACUCCACAGGGACCCACCUUGUCCUCACCGUGACCAAUAAGAAUGCAGACAGCCCUGGCCUGUCCAGUGGGAGCCCCCAGCAGCCCUCGUCCCAGCCUGGCUCUCCAGCGCCUGCCCCCUCUGCCCAGAUGGACCUGGAACACCCACUGCAGCCCCUCUUUGGGACCCCCACUUCUCUGCUGAAGAAGGAACCACCUGGCUAUGAGGAAGCCAUGAGCCAGCAGCCCAAACAGCAGGAAAAUGGUUCCUCAAGCCAGCAGAUGGACGACCUGUUUGACAUUCUCAUUCAGAGCGGAGAAAUUUCAGCAGAUUUCAAGGAGCCGCCAUCCCUGCCAGGGAAGGAGAAGCCAUCCCCGAAGACAGUCUGUGGGUCCCCCCUGGCAGCACAGCCAUCACCUUCUACUGAGCUGCCCCAGGCUGCCCCACCUCCGCCAGGCUCACCCUCCCUCCCUGGACGCCUGGAGGACUUCCUGGAGAGCAGCACGGGGCUGCCCCUGCUGACCAGUGGGCAUGACGGGCCAGAGCCCCUUUCCCUCAUUGACGACCUCCAUAGCCAGAUGCUGAGCAGCACUGCCAUCCUGGACCACCCCCCGUCACCCAUGGACACCUCGGAAUUGCACUUUGUUCCUGAGCCCAGCAGCACCAUGGGCCUGGACCUGGCUGAUGGCCACCUGGACAGCAUGGACUGGCUGGAGCUGUCGUCAGGUGGUCCCGUGCUGAGCCUAGCCCCCCUCAGCACCACAGCCCCCAGCCUCUUCUCCACAGACUUCCUCGAUGGCCAUGAUUUGCAGCUGCACUGGGAUUCCUGCUUGUAGCUCUCUGGCUCAAGACGGGGUGGGGAAGGGGCUGGGAGCCAGGGUACUCCAAUGCGUGGCUCUCCUGCGUGAUUUGGCCUCUCCACAUGGUUGUGAGUCUUGACAAUCACAGCCCCUGCUUUUUCCCUUCCCUGGGAGGCUAGAACUGAGAAGCCCUUACUCCUGGUUCAGUCCCACGCAGGGCAGAGGAGAGCAGCUAUCAAGAAGCAGCCCUGGCUCUCACGCUGGGGUUUUGGACACACGGUCAGGGCCAUUUCAGCUUGACCUCCUUUUUUGAGGUCAGGGGGCACUGUCUGUCUGGCUACAAUUUGGCUAAGGUAGGUGAAGCCUGGCCAGGCGGGAGGCUUCUCUUUUGACCCAGGGCUGAGACAGGUUAAGGGGUGAAUCUCCUUCCUUUCUCUCCCUGCUUUGCUGUGAAGGGAGAAAUUAGCCUGGGCCUCUACCCCCUAUUCCCUGUGUCUGCCAACCCCAGGAUCCCUGCCAUUUUAGUGUCUUGGUGUAGUGUAACCAUUUAGUGGUUGGUGGCAACAAUUUUAUGUACAGGUGUAUAUACCUCUAUAUUAUAUAUCAACCUACAUAUAUAUUUUUGGGGGAGGGGGUGCGGACAGGAGAUGGGUGCAACUCCCUCCCAUCCUACUCUCACAGAAGGGCCUGGAAGGCCAUGGCUCCUGGGGGCUGGAUGCAAGGUUACCCUUGAGCUGCGUGCCACAGUGUGGUGCCCAGUCUGGCAUGCAGCUACCCAGGCCCACCCAUCACGUGUGAUUGACAUGUAAGUACCCUGCCACGGCCUAUGCCCCACCUGCCCUGCUUCCUGGCUCCUUAUCAGUGCCAUGAGGGCAGAGGUGCUACCUGGCCUUCCUGCCAGGAGCUCUCCACCCACUCACAUUCCGUCCCCGCCGCCUCACUGCAGCCAGCGUGGCCCUAGGACAGGAGGAGCUUCGGGCCCAGCUUCACCCUGCGGUGGGGCUGAGGGGUGGCCAUCUCCUGCCCUGGGGCCACUGGCUUCACAUUCUGGGCUGACUCAUAGGGGAGUAGGGGUGGAGUCACCAAAACCAGUGCUGGGACAAAGAUGGGGAAGGUGUGUGAACUUUUUAAAAUAAAAACAAAAACACAG